AGGUGGCUGCGCCUCCUUUUUCUCCCGGAGCCGCGAAAGUGGGAGUUGGCCGCUGACGCGGAGAGAACGCAGAAAGGGCGGGAUGGAUGUGGGGGCCGUGCAGUUUCAAGAAAAAAUGCCUCGUUUACAGGAGCUCUUACUGGGCUGCGACUUUGUUGGCCUUGAUAUGGAAUUCACAGGUUUGCAUUCAGCUUUUUCAUCUGAUAGACGGCCCAGUCUCUUUGAUUCACCUGCUGAGUGGUAUCAGAAAGCCAGACAGAGCGUUCAGCGGUUUACAGUGAGUCAGCUUGGUUUGUCCAUAUUUUACAAGGGGAUGUCAAACAAGUAUGUCACACAUUCAUAUAACUUCUUCCUGUUCCCCGCCACGUUUGGCCAAAUGGAUUCCGAGUUUUCCUUCCAAGCCUCUAGCGUUCAAUUCCUGUCUCAUUAUGGCUUUGACUAUAAUAAGUUUCUUAAAGAUGGAAUCCCAUAUAUGAAUGAAACACAAGAGAAGAAACUUCAGCAUCUGUUAUCUGGUGAUUGGAUGGUCCGAAGUAGUUUUGAUAAGGACAAGGUGAAAAAAGUGAUUGAUGAAGUAACUUGCUGGAUGUGCUCAGCAGAAGAGGAAGAUUCUAUGGUUCUGCAUGAUAUGUAUGGCUUCCAAGUGGUUGAAAUACAGCUCAUACUAAGACAAGCUUUUCCAAAUAUUUGGACUAUUCCUUUGGAAGGUGAAAAAGUGAUGGUGAAAAAGAUGAAUCCACAGCACCGCUGGGUACUAGAAAACACUUCUUUUGAUUCAUGUCAAAGACAGCAAAUUCUUUUCUCGGCAAGGGGUUUCACCAAUCUUUUCCAGACACUUGUUAGAGCUAAGAAGCCGCUGGUGGGACACAAUAUGCUGAUGGAUCUUCUGCAUCUACAUGAGAAAUUCUAUAAACCCCUUCCUGAAAACUAUGAAGAAUUUAAAAGUAACAUCCACUUCCUGUUUCCUGUUCUUAUGGAUACAAAGAACAUCGCCAAAGCCACGUGGAAGGAAUUUCAAUUUCCUCAAGUUUCUAAUCUUUUGGGGGUGUAUGAAGUGCUGUGCAGUGUUCUGAGUCCAACAGACCAGCUUUCUCCGGAGAUCCUUCACUCAAGUGAUUGCCUCAGAUACGCUACAAAUAAUUGUCCUCAUGAGGCAGCCUAUGAUGCAUUCCUCUGUGGAUCAGUUCUUCUUAAAAUAGCUCACUUGCUCCUCUGCAGAAAUAUUGGUGAUCAAACAGCAGAACCCACUUUUUCCCAGUACCUUGAUGUAUUAGCUGCAUAUGUGAAUCAGGUGAACUUGAUUCGAGCCAGGGUUCAGAAAAUUAAUUUUUCUGGUGUGGAUGACCCUACACGACGUCCCCCUCUCCUAGUAGCUACUGUGAAGGGGUGGCCUGGGGUAACUGAAGAGCAGAUUCAUCAAGAGUUAAGGACCCUCUGCAGGUUUGAUGUCCGGCGGCUAGGAAUGAACCAGUUUCUCUUGCUCUCCAAUAAAUUUAACGACGUCAGGAUAGUUCUGAAAGAAUGUAAAGCUCAUCCCAACCUGCAGAUUUCUGUGUACCACCGUUGGAGGCAUUCUCCACAAGUGACUAGCUUCCUACAAGUAUGUAGCGUUGUGGCCUCUUGGUCUCUGCUGGCUUUCUUGCUUGGAGGCUCUUCUAGCUGUCGUGUGUAACUGCUCAUCCACUGGAAAUGCUUUUCUGCAGCUGCCUGGUCUCCUCUUUUUCCCUCAGUGUAAGCUUUACAAUGAUAGAUUAAAAUAUUCUG
This is a messenger RNA of Candoia aspera, 1764 nucleotides long. It is a transcript of the gene PNLDC1, whose product is annotated as PARN like ribonuclease domain containing exonuclease 1. Gene Ontology annotation, cellular component: endoplasmic reticulum; cytoplasm. The record is from RefSeq and is a predicted model, not a curated record. Gene Ontology annotation, biological process: nuclear-transcribed mRNA poly(A) tail shortening. Gene Ontology annotation, molecular function: RNA binding; poly(A)-specific ribonuclease activity. The transcript is spliced from 19 exons. Bases 83 to 1672 code for a protein of 529 amino acids. NCBI's taxonomy places the organism in Eukaryota, Metazoa, Chordata, Lepidosauria, Squamata, Candoiidae.